Messenger RNA from Coregonus sp. 'balchen', 17007 nucleotides. NCBI's taxonomy places the organism in Eukaryota, Metazoa, Chordata, Actinopteri, Salmoniformes, Salmonidae. The record is from the annotation of a GenBank genome assembly.
AUGACUCGGAGAUCCUGUGUAAUUUACGCUACUGGAAUUGUCUGCGCCCACCUACUGAUAGUGGGGAUCGCCUUGGUUGUGGCUCAAGUCUUCCAAACAAUGAUUCACAACCGGCUAAAAAAGGUGAGUUGCAACUUUUUCCCACUUCAAACAUGCAUUUUAUUGUCUGGUGGCUUUAACUUGUUAGUUGUGUUUGCACUGAACAGCAGACGGUGAGUCACAUUUUCUAUCCCUUGUCAUUAGGUGAUGUUCGAUAGAUAACGUUACAGCAUUUGAGUUCACUCAUUCUGCAUCUCCAGUCAUUCGCCCACCCAACAUGGGUCAGUGCAGCAUGCCAUCCAAUGUCGACAAUUUACAUGUGUGUGUGUUCUUUACCACCAACCAUUUAUGUUUUUUGUGGUAGGACCGCAACAAUGUAUCAUGAAUAAAUCCGCAACAUUGAUUCAACCAUCUUGAACAGUUCUGCAAGGCGUUCAGCAUGUAAACUCAAUGUAUAGCCUGAUUUGAAUUUCACUGGCUGAUUUACAAUGCCAGGUAUGUUCGUCACAGCGCGUGGAGGUAACAUAAUCAUCACCACGGAUUGGUGCACUCUAAGCAAGCAACCUGCUUUAUUCCAACAAUACAAUUUACCCCACUCACUUCAUUUGCUGAAUUGUACUCAAAGCCAAGCUUUAUUAUACAUAAUGGUUGACAGAUGAGUUGAAAUACUGUGGACUGCUGCAUCUUUAUCUGCGGUGUAUUAAUCUUAUUUACAUAUCUGUGUCACAAUAUCAUUUAUUGGGAAUGGGAUAAAAAAAUUAUUGGGUUUAUCAGUCAGGGGUUGUAGUAGGGGUGGAAUCUCGUCAGAGAAGGGUCUGGGGAGGUGCGUGCGCAUGGCAUGGAUGGGGGAAGGGAGAGAGACGGUGAAGGCUGAGUCCUGCUCCCUUUUGAAAUACUUGGCAUUUCACUCUUCUCCCUCUUUGCUUACCAGGUUGAAUACUACAAUAUUAAUAAUCCCCCCCAAAGAUGUCUCGCAUAUGAACAGGUUCACUUUCUCUUUCUUAAAGUGCCAUGCCCACCUCAGCAGAAAUGUCACACUGACAGUCAUAGGAUACAGACACACAAACAUUAUUUUUAUUAGUUAUCUGCCACAGUUUCGUUGCUGCUGUUAAAUUAAUUUGGGUCUGGGUUUAUUUGGGACAUGGUGUCAUCCUAGACCUAGAAAACAUAACACCGUGAGAAAAAAAUAAUAUAUACAGUGAGGGAAAAAAGUAUUUGACAAAGAAAUGAUCAGUCUAUAAUUAUAAUGGUAGGUUAAUUUGAACAGUGAGAGACAGAAUAACAACAAAAAAAUCCAGAAAAACGCAUGUCAAAAAUGUUAUAAAUUGAUUUGCAUUUUAAUGAGGGAAAUAAGUAUUUGACCCCCUCUCAAUCAGAAAGAUUUCUGGCUCCCAGGUGCCUUUUAUACAGGUAACGAGCUGAGAUUAGGAGCACACUCUUAAAGGGAGUGCUCCUAAAAUCAGUUUGUUACCUGUAUAAAAGACACCUGUCUACAGAAGCAAUCAAUCAAUCAGAUUCCAAACUCUCCACCAUGACCAAGACCAAAGAGCUCUCUAAGGAUGUCAGGGACAAGAUUGUAGACCUACACAAGGCUGGAAUGGGCUACAAGACCAUCGCCAAGCAGCUUGGUAAGAAGGUGACAACAGUUGGUGCGAUUAUUCGCAAAUGGAAGAAACACAAAAUACCUGUCAAUCUCCCUCUGCCUGGGGCUCCAUGCAAGAUCUCACCUUGUGGAGUUGCAAUGAUCAUGAGAACGGUGAGGAAUCACCCAGAACUACACGGGAGGAUCUUGUCAAUGAUCUCAAGGCAGCUGGGACCAUAGUCACGAAGAAAACAAUUGGUAACACACUACGCCGUGAAGGACUGAAAUCCUGCAGCGCCCGCAAGGUCCCCCUGCUCAAUAAAGCACAUAUACAGGGCCGUCUGAAGUUUGCCAAUGAACAUCUGAAUGAUUCAGAGGAGAACUGGGUGAAAGUGUUGUGGUCAGAUGAGACCAAAAUGGAGCUCUUUGGCAUCAACUCAACUCGCCGUGUUUGGAGGAGGAGGAAUGCUGCCUAUGACCCCAAGAACACCAUCCCCACCAUCAAACAUGGAGGUGGAAACAUUAUGCUUUGGGGGUGUUUUUCUGCUAAGGGGACAGGACAACUUCACCUCAUCAAAGGGACGAUGGACGGGGCCAUGUACUGUCAAAUAUUGGGUGAGAACCUCCUUCCCUCAGCCAGGGCAUUGAAAAUGGGUCGUGGAUGGGUAUUCCAGCAUGACAAUGACCCAAAACACACAGCCAAGGCAACAAAGGAGUGGCUCAAGAAGAAGCACAUUAAGGUCCUGGAGUGGCCUAGCCAGUCUCCAGACCUUAAUCCCAUAGAAAAUCUGUGGAGGGAGCUGAAGGUUCGAGUUGCCAAACGUCAGCCUCGAAACCUUAAUGACUUGGAGAAGAUCUGCAAAGAGGAGCGGAACAAAAUCCCUCCUGAGAUGUGUGCAAACCUGGUGGCCAACUACAAGAAACGUCUGACCUCUGUGAUUGCCAACAAGGGUUUUGCCACCAAGUACUAAGUCAUGUUUUGCAGAGAGGUCAAAUACUUAUUUCCCUCAUUAAAAUGCAAAUCAAUUUAUAACAUUUUAAAAUGCGUUUUUCUGGAUUUUUGUUGUUGUUAUUCUGUCUCUCACUGUUCAAAUAAACCUACCAUUAAAAUUAUAGACUGAUCAUGUCUUUGUCAGUGGGAAAACGUACAAAAUCAGCAGGGGAUCAAAUACUUUUUUCCCUCACUGUAUAUUGUUAAUGAUGUCAUUCAGCGUACCUAUACUUUAAGUUAAAUAUAGUGCAGGAGUCUUAUGUGGACAUAUUGCCGGUGGCUGAAAAGAUAAAAGAUAAAUUAAGAAUUCAUGUCCAUCCACAACUGUACCACUUCUAUAUCUAAAACGGAUCUUAGAACUACUUUCCAGUAGCAUACCUAGAAUCUGACGGACUCCUUGGCCUGGAGGCAGGAUUGUUUUUGCUCUGUGAGCAUUCAUCUGUUUCAUUGUGGUUUCAGCCCUGGCCUGAUCUAGGUCUAGAGGACUGCUCUGCCUGGAAAACACCACUCUUUAUUGUCAUCAUGUAGACUGGAAAACUGCUUAAAAACAUGGCUCUGAAUAACAUUUAUUAUGGUAUUGAGAGAGGUUAUCAAACCACAACACCCACAGAUGUUUCAGGUCAGGUUUUCAUUUAUUUUUGAGUGAACCUGAUCGUUAUGUUUUAAUGUCCUUACCACUCUUCAUGUGACCCACCCCCAACCACCAGCUACAAAAAUAGUGAGUUUGAUUUGAGAUAAGAUUGAUAAACCCUCAACCCUUUGUCCCUGCUUGCUUGUGAGAUCAAGGUUUGAAGCAUUUCUAAGAGAUAAAUGAUGUAGACAUGAUCUAUGGAAGCCUUUGAGACCUUUCUUUUUCAAGGGUGUUAAACACAGGAAUUCUUCUAAUCUAGGCCUUGACUUUACCAAAAAUUACAAUGUUGCACAGAAACUGUCACUCUUGGGAAUUGUAUCCGUUUGAAAGGGGCUCCAUUUGAUUUAGAAAAACAAAACAGACAUCACUGAUUGUGAAACUUGGUACCAUAAUGCUGAAGAUGAGUCUGAAUCACAUGUUGGUGGUGUUUUUCUCUCUCACAUUUCCUGUAUGUAGUCAGUGUUUGGCUUUAAAGCUAGAAUCCUUAGUUGGUACAUACAUUUGGAUUUAGAUUAUUAAUAUAUAACCUACCCAUUGAGUCUUAAAAAAUAUAGAGUGCAUUCAGAAAGUAUUCAGACUCCUUCACUUUUCCCACAUUUUGUUACGUCACAACCUUAUUCUGAAAUGGAUUAAAUACAACAAGUUUACUCUUCAAUCUACACACAAUACCUCAUAAUGACAAAGUGAAAACAGGUUUUUAGAAAUGUUUGCAAAUUUAUUAAAAAUAAAAAAAAGAAAUACCUUAUUAACAUAAGUAUUCAGACAGGGAGGUGACCAAGAACCCAAUGGUCACUCUGACGGAGCUCCAGAGUUCCUCUGUGGAGAUGGGAGAACCUUCCAGAAGGACAACCAUCUCUGCAGCACUCCACCAAUCAGGCCUUUAUGGUAGAGUGGCCAGACGGAAGCCGGCACUCAGUAAAAGGCACACGAAAGCCCGCUCUGGGUUUGCCAAAAGGCACCUAAAGGACUCUCAGACCAAGAUUCUCUGGUCUGAUGAAACCAAGAUUGAACUCUUUGGCCUGAGUGCCAAGUGUCACGUCUGGAGGAAACCUGGCACCAUCCCUACGGUGAAACAUGGUGGUGGUAGCAUCAUGCUGUGGGGAUGUUUUUCAGUGGCAGGGACUGGGAGACUAGUCAGGUUCGAGGGAAAGAUGAACGGCGCAAAGUGCAGAGAUCCUUGAUGAAAACCUGCUCCAGAGUGCUCAGCACCUCCGACUGGGGCGACGGUUCACCUUCCAACAGGACAACGAACCUAAGCACACAGCCAGGACAACACAGGAGUGGCUUCGGGACAAGUCUCUGAAUGUCCUUGAGUGGCCAAGCCAGAGCCCGGACUUGAACCCGAUCUAACAUCUCUGGAGAGACCCUUAAAUAGCUGUGCAGCGACGCUGCCCAUCCAACCUGACAGAGCUUGAGAGGAUCUACAGAGAAGAAUGGGAGAAACUCCCCAAAUAGAGGUGUGCCAAGCUUGUAGCGUCAUACCUGAGAAGACUCGAGGCUGUAAUCGCUGCCAAAGGUGCUUCAACAAAGUACUGAGUAAAGUGUCUGAAUACUUAUGUAAAUGUGAUAUUUCAGGGUUUUUUUUGUUUUAUAAAUUAGCAAAAAAAAAAGGUUUUUGCUUUGUCAUUAUGGGGUAUUGUGUGUAGAUUGAGGGGACUUUUUUAAAUACAUUUUAGAAUAAGGCUGUAACGUAAAAAGUCAAGGGGUCUGAAUACUUUCCGAAUGCACUGUAACUUAUAAAUGCCUCAUGAGUUUAGUUCAGCUGUCAUACCCCAUCAUAACCCAAAAGAUAAGUUUAUUUUACUCCGAUAUUCGUAAACAAACACGGUAUACCCUCAAAACAUGGGUAAAAGUAUAAUUUUAAUGUCAAGGAUGGUCAGUCCUUGCAUCCAUAGCUCUGUCUAUGAUUUUGAGAAUGGUUACAUUUCUCCAGGCCCAUCCCUCAGCUUUUUACUAAAACAGGCGGAGUGACUGCUUUAAUUGUUUCAACUGCGGAUUCUGACUUUAAACGCAGCCAAUACAACACACAUGAUUGGAAUAGCUGGCUUAGUUUGGCUUGACUUUUUUCACAACUUUCAGGUGACUCAAAUGAUCUAGUAAAAUAAAAGGGAAAUGGCUUCUCAGCGAUAUCUUUAUUCCAUGCGAAGUGAUAUUUGACUCCACAGCAUUCAUACUUUGCUGUACAGAAUGAAAUGGGCUAUUAAAUUAGUUGAUUCACAUGUCUUGUGCUGGAAACAGCCUAUUUCACUGCCUCAAUAUGACCACUCCAGUUAUGUUGUUUAAAACUGACUAGAGUCUAAGUGAAGCAACAGGCUUCUGUUUUGCCCCAGAGGAGCAUGCCCCCAGUUCAAUGCUCUAGCUAGUGAGUGGUGACCUUUGGCCAAGUUGUGUAGUGUGUUUGUCAGAAUGUGUGUAUGAGCCAAAAUUAUUGUCCGAUCAUUUAGGGCUUCGUAGGAAGUAUGUACCCAGUUUCCCCUAUAUUCAUUUAGUAGCGGUGGCUUAAUUCUUGCUACCAAAUAUGAUUUACUUUUUUUAUACAUAUUUCUUCAGAGACUCGCUUUUGAAAUGGGAUAGUCCUUUGGCUCAAUGACUGGAAAACACUGAAAAAUCAAGUCUGGACGUGAAACAAGAGUUUGUGCAUCCUUGUUGAGCCACACCUUAAAAGCAACAGCCUCUCUCAAUCACUGAGUUUUGCUGAGCUUCUCUGAGACCUCAAGAUGAGUGUGUGAGCUGUGUGAACGGUAAAGGCCUUUCUUUCAUGUACACCUCACUUUACUCGGGGGACAGAGAAAGCAAUCAGUAACCCCUUAUGUAAAGGAGGGGGGGGGGGGGGGGUGAGACAUUUCUCACUUGAAGUUAGAAAUACCCUCUUGAAUGGAUUUUUUUGUUGUUGUAGUUACCGAUUUCUCUAUACAGUAGGCGUACAUCACUUACCCGUAUCUUAUGGAUCAACCGACAUUCUCUUUUUAGAUUUGACAACCAUGUUCCAGCAUGCCAUGUUGAAUGUCACAUUACAGUUGAAUUACUCAGGUCUCAGAGCAUUUCGUGUUAUCUGAGACACUCAAUUUAGUAUGAGAUGUUACAUUUCAUAUGGUAUGUAUUAAUUUGUGGAUGUCCAUCAUCCAUUUCGUAUGAUAUGUUAGAAAUUACAAUUCGUAUGAUAUCUUCCAAAUUGCAAUUCUUACGUUACGAAUUUGCAAAACAUAUGAUAUACUACGAAUUCCAAUUUGUUGUGGCUAAUGUUAGCUAGCUGGCUAACGUUAGCUAGGCUAGGGCUUAGGGAGAAGGGUUAGCUAACAUGCUAAGUAGUUGCAAAGUAGAUAAAAAGUAGUAAGUCGUUGAAAAGUUGUUAAUUAGCUAAAAUGCUAAAGUUGUCCGUGAUGAGAUUCGAAAGCGCAACCUUUGGGUUGCUAGACAUUUGCGUUAUACGGCCACCCAUCCUCCUGUCUUAUGUAACCAUACCAAACGUAACAUAUACUAAUUUGAGUGUUUACUAUGUUACGUCUAGUCUGAGACCAGGCCGUGUUGAAGCUAUGGUCUUUCUAGUCAAGCAUUUGUAAUGUUGGCUAAUGUUACACAUGAUUGACACUGAUAGUGUUUAAAAUGCUGUGGAAUUGUGGUGGACUUUUUCUAUCUGAUCAUUGCCACGUUUAAAAAAACUGGACAAAUUUAGUCCCACAUGAAUUUCUGUGGUCUGAGAGACUUAUCUGAACAGAUUUAACCACUUUCCUGUAUUCAAAUGAUGACCAAUAGGACAGUGAUACUACUCCAUAUUGUUUAUUCAAACUGUCAUGCUCCCAUUUGGUGGGCAGUAAUUUAGGCUUUUUGAUGAUUGUCCUGAGAAAAAUGCAAACAUCCCUUGAGCAGCCUGCUGUGGUUCGACCGAGCCUCCUCCUUUGCUCUUUUCACUCAGGUUUUCUGCUUGUUCUGAUGGUUAUUCACCUGCGAAGGAGUUUUCCCCUUUACCCUGUGGUUUUGGUGUGCUGGCAUUGGGUCCUCGCUACAUUAAUUGCAGUUUGUGCUCUCUCCUGGUAUAACCUGAAAAGGAUUGUUGAUGGGUAAUGCUGCCGGAAUCAAAAAUGAAAUGGCUUUUGAAAGCCAAAAUAUCUUUAGUUUAGAGAUUAAUGAGAACUGUUUCAAAUAGCUUUUUAGGCCAGCGCUCCUUCUAUCCCUCAGAAAUAUACUACCCUAAACAGAUUACACUUGGAGAGAUCAUUGUUGUUUUGGACCGUCCUUAAUCAUUAACUGUAAUUCUCUAUUACAAUUUAUUUUAUUUUUAGGAAUUGACUUUGACAGAGGCAAGCCAAGUAUUUGAGUCGUGGAAGAACCCGCCUCCUCCAGUCUACAUGGAGUAUUACUUCUUCAAUGUGACCAACCCAGAAGUGUUCUUAGCAGGGGGCAAGGCGGUGGUCACCCAGAUUGGACCUUACACUUACAGGUAGGUUGACAACACACUCACUGCUCUCCUUUGAAAUUAGGAGGCAUCAGUUCACACAGGGCUGACUCUUAGCUUGAGAUCCACAAUCAUAACUUUGACUUAAGUGGAAAUCAUGUAUCGAUGCCAAUGGAAGGUUUUUGCAAAUGUUUGUGUUGCAUGUGCGCAUCUCAAGUUAAGAUUCGGCCAACAAUGUAUUUGUUUUAUGAUCUGUUCUUUUGAUCAUGGGAAGCUGGUGAUGCAGGUCUUGGGAAAGUAAUAUUGACUGAAAGCUGUUCCAUGCUGCUGAACCUGCUGAUGGACUUGUUUGAACUCGUUCACAUGGGGAUGAAAGACAUCUGUGUGGACCAACUUAAUCCUCCUACCCACAUCUUUCCAUAACAGGGAAUACAGACCCAGGGAAAAUGUGACUUUCCUUGAAAAUGGAACCAAGGUUUAUGCCCUGAAUCCCAAAAGCUUUGUCUUCGUCCCAGAGAAGUCCAGGGGUAAUCCAGAGGUUGACAUUCUGAGGACAGUCAACAUCCCAGCUGUGGUGAGUUAGUGUGUGUUUCUCUCAGCCUCUACUUGUUACAUCUACAUUUGGUAUACUUGUACAGGCUUCGUUUAUACACUGUAUCUUAGCUGCCAUGGACACGUUGUAUCUGCAAUAUAGUGUGUUAUAAACUGUGGUGCAACACAGUUCUUAGAGUACUUAGAAACAUGAGGAUGUGAAUUAUUCCACAAGUGUAUCCUCUUCUGUUUUGGUCAAGUUUAACCUUUUGAGAGUCGCCAUUUUGGUCAAAUGUAACCUUUCUUGAGUCACAGUAUAACCACUGUAACCCUGUAUUGGCAUUCCUUUACUGCAUCGUUCCAGUAGACUUUCCAAGCAUUAUGCUAAAUGCUGUAGUAUGACAUCUUGGUGACUUGUUCCUACCAACUUGUUACUUUAUAGCAGACACUUUCAUGGACGUAAUCCAAUUUCCAUUGAUGAGAACCAAACCAGAUUCUAGACAACAACAAAAGCUAUAGACUUAGAAACUUUGUUUAUAAUUGUGUUGCAUAGUGCCAUUUUGUUACUAGUAGAAUUUGUGUGGUAUGGUGCAAUGUGUGCUCUAACCCCUUCUCUCUCUGUUUCCUCUCCCUCUCCCUGGACAGGCGGUGAUGAGCGAGCUGAACUCCUACUCCUUCCUGCUGCGCACCUUUGUCUCCAUGUAUAUGAACUCCAUCGGCGUGGAAAUCUUCAUGACCCGCACCGUCCACGAGGUGCUGUGGGGCUUCAAGGACCCUCUGCUUACCAAAAUCCACAGCAUUAGGCCAGAGGUGGACGAGAUGUUUGGACUGAUGUGGAAGGUAGGCACUGUUUGUUUAGUGAAAACCUUGAAAUAUGCUUAAUCAGAUUACACUUCUGAACUGGUCCUUGCUAAUACACUCAUUCACAAAAGUUAUAACCUUAGCUAAUGGCCAUCUUGAAAUUUGUGAUUUAAUCUAAAGUUGUGAAAUUGCAAUAGAAAUCCUUUAGUCAUCGAACCAGUAGGUGGUUGGGAGAGACUGGGAGGAGGUCUCGUGGUGUCAUCACGUGAUGAGUGAAAAUGACAAUAUUCUGAUGAAGCUGCUUACUUUCCGUUUUUCUGGGAGACUCGUGUCUGCUUUGGAGACUCACGUCUGCUAUUCUGCCUCACGUAAUAACAAUGCGAACAGUUUGCUCAGGUUCAACAAACCAGUUAAUGGUGCAUUAUUUGGAACCCCCCCGAAAAAACUAGACGUUGGAUAGAAUUUUACCUAAAUUGUAAAAUCUCAACUGCCAAAGCAUUUAUGUGGAAGGGAGCAUUUGUGUCAGCCGUUUUGGUCAACUACAGCCUCUUACUGCUGUCUAUAAAACUGUGAUGUGAGAAGGAAAAACAGAACAGGAUAGGCAGGCUACAGUAAUGCCUUGACAUUUUUAUUUGAGCCUCUAUAGCACAAUAUCCCCCGUCAGUACAUUUCCAACAACAACAACCAGACACUUUAAACACUGAAAUGCCUUCCCAAAUGACUGUUUUUAACAGCAUCGGGGGAAGAUGUUCUAACUUUACCUCUGCUUAUCAAGAGCCCAUGUGGCUGUUUCUGAUUCUGUACCUGUUCACUGUUCCCCUGGUCGUUGGAUGUAUUCCUUUUGAUAUGACAGUCUAACUGAACUAUUGUCUCUCUCUCUUCUCCUAGAAAAAUGGAACUCACGAAGGAGAGUUUGUGUUCCUGACUGGUGAACGGGACUACAUGGAAUAUGGCAGAAUAGACACAUGGAAGGGGUUGACGUAAGGACCUUCUGUUUCCCACCUUCAUGUUGUUGUUGUUAAUGGCUCUCAAAAAACAUUUCUCAUGUCAGCAUUUUGCUUUUUGGUCCUUGCCCUUCGACAUUGGGUUUAGUCAUUGAACGUGAAUGAAUUGGGAUCUGUCCAAAUCAAGUAUUCAAAGUCCAAGGAUAAACACAUUUGAUCCCUGUCAUGACAGAGCAGAUUGCAAAAUCGUAUAUUUAAAUAUCAGAAAUAGAAAACCGCUUCCAGGCAUUUUAAAUGGAAUCAGUAUUUGGCCUGCCACGUUAUUUUGUAAUAACCUUGUGUAAACGAAAGCUUCCUCUUGAUGUGUAACAUAUCCUGUGCCUUUCAGUGAAAUGUCAUGGUGGUCCUCUAACCAGAGCAACAUGAUCAAUGGGACGGACGGCAGUGUGUUCCACCCUCUGUUGUCCAGGAAGGAGCUGCUGUACAUCUUUGCUGCUGACCUCUGCAGGUACGUCAGUCAUAUCUCCAAAUCUGUAUUGUCUGUAGUUUAUUAUUUGUUUACAGUCAAAGCAGCCAGUACAGAGUAGGGCGGCGGAUUAGGUGACAGCCAAGAAUUCUCGAAACAACUGACUCAUAUCCGUAUCGGACUGAUAAACCACUGUAGAAGACGCCACACCCUGGUCAUGGUAAACAGGUGUGAGCUGAGCAUGUUCCAACCAACACCAUGAUGCGUGAGGAGAAACUGGAGAAGAGGCACAUAAUAUAAAAAGGAAGCUUUGACUCAAUCAAGACCGUUGUACUUUGUCUUCUCAUAUUUACCCAAUGUUCCACACAGUAGGUGACACAUUUGUGACCACAUACCUCACAAUCUCCUCAGCAAAAUUACAUGUGUAGAACUGAAUUAAGAAUUCCAAAAUCCUGCCGUAAGUUUUGUGAACUAAUGAGAAACUCUUACUAUACAUCUUGUCUGUCCUUCUCCUUAUUCCUACCUGCCUCUGUGGUUUAGGUCGAUCCAUCUGGGUUAUGUUGAGGAUGUGGAAGUGAAGGGCAUCCCAGCCUACCGUUUCGCCCCGCCACACGACGUCCUGCAGAGUCCUGAGGAGAACCCCACUAACGCCGGCUUCUGUGUGCCAGCUGGGGACUGCCUUGGCACCGGGGUGCUAAAAGUCAGUGUUUGCCGAGAAGGUAAGAGAUGGUUCAUCACACUGUCGCAACCCUGGUUGGCAUAACAUUGCAUGUGCCCCACAUACCCAAUGUUUGUUUUGACUAACCCCAUAACCUAUUUUUUUGAUUGAUUUAAAAAUAAUAACCCAAUCAAUCUAGUUCUAGCUGCAAUCCAAGGUCCAAUAGAUAUCAGAAAUUCCCAUGUUUGAGUGUCCAGAUUUCACAGUAGUGUAGAUGGUAAAUGAUUAACUCUGGAUGAGGGCUAUAAAACACUUGAAUUCCCUGCAGUGCUGUGAACCUGAGGAUAAGGCAUAUCUCUAAACGGUUUCCCCUCAUAAAACAAUCCAUGUACAAACACAUGGCAUAUAAAUGCACUACUGUAACCCUUAAGUCUCGUGAGUGAAGUAGAUGUAUUUUUAAGUCCUAUGUGUGUUAAGAAACAUCCACUUUCGCAGUGGUGCAGAGAAAGUUCAACGAUCUGGGCAAAGUUAUUCCUCCAGUUAUUAACUCACUCACUGGAACACAUUACAUUGUGUCUCUAUGAGUAGUACCGUGUGGAACUUCAUAAUGGUCAUUCUGACUUCAAAGGAAUCGUUUUUGUCCUGGGUUGUAAAAACCGUCCAUAAUGUCACUGUCUGUUUAUCAGAACAUAUCUGGUACAGGCAGCCUUUCCAAUGGCAAGGAAGGAACUCGACACAAUUUUUGCUAUCUGUUCCGCUAUCUCCAUGCCUGGGUUAUAAUACCAGAUAGCAAACGUUAUCAAUCUCUCGCUUUUGUCUUUGAUGUUUCCUUUUUAGAGCCCCAAUAUCCAAACAUUUACUUUGUUUUGCCUAAUCCUCUCUGAUAGUAGUCCAGGAUAAGAACAUAGGUUACUUGUGGUGUUUUAUCUCUUAAAUCAUUUUUCUUUCCCAUCUCCUUCCUCUUGUCCAUAGGUGCACCUAUCGUGGUGUCGUUCCCCCACUUUUAUCAGGCAGAUGACAAGUACAUUAAUGCUGUUGAAGGACUGCACCCCAACAAGGAGGAGCAUGAGACUUACCUUGACCUUAACCCGGUAUGAACAAACAUUUAACUACAUUUAUAUAGUGAUAAUUCCAAUAUGCGGGAUCAGUUAUGGGCCCUAUACUCUUACAUAGUGUCAUUCUGAGUAUAAGUAUACUGUAUUUAAUAGCUAUAUUACAUUUUGUAUGUGUUUAUGCAGUACCAGUGGAAUAUAAACAUUUGCUGCCUCCAUAUUAUAAAGGGCAAGUUUUAACUGAAUUAGUUUCUAUUCCUUCAUUUUAAAGCGUUUGAUUUUUUUCGUUAUUUUUUAGACCACUGGGGUUCCCAUCCGUGCCUGCAAGAGAGCCCAGCUCAAUAUAAUUUUGAACAGAAUUCCAGGCUUCCCGUAAGUAUAACAAUCUGAACAGUUAGCCAAACUGACCUUUUUCACUCAAUUGGUAUUAGGGAUGAGAAGGCCUAUUGUUGAACCUCAAGUACGCACUUCAUUUUCUAUUCCGCAGCAAAACCAAACAUCUAAACGAGACCAUUUUCCCCAUCAUGUUUGUCAAUGAGGUAAGACUCAUCUCCUCCCUUUCUCACUCUCAAAUGUAUUUUGUGAAAUUCAAUCAGCCUCACGUGCAGCCUAGAAAUGUCAAAUGAAGUUGUAUUAGACAAAAAUCUAGAUAUUUAGCUAGAGAGAACCCUUUAGUCUAUUAUUAAGAAAUGGUAAUAACAACAGUUAAUAACAUAGUAAAGACAGGUUAAUAACCUUAGUGACCCACCCAAUUCCCCCAGACGGCCACUAUCGACGAUGACUCUGCUGCCCAGAUGAGGACCCUGCUACUCAUCGUGACUCUGGUGUCCAACUUCCCUCUGCUCAUCGUGGGCAUGGGCGCCAUCCUGCUCAUUGUCCUAGUCAUCUUGGUCUGCAGGUCUCGCCAGAAGAAGGUAAGACCUGUACUCUACCCCUGCACUUACUCCCAGGAGACGCAAACAAUUUUUAUUUGUUGCAAAAAAUCAAUAAUAUUCAUAAGCUUCUCUAAAAUAGUGUAAAUUCUGCACUUCACUCACAAUAUGUCAGUUGUUGUCAAGGAGGUUAUAAGUGAUUAGUCUUUAAUGGUGUAAUGACACAACAAAGGUUUUAUGUUAGCUUUGACAGUGUUCUUCGAUGUUAGAUCUGUUUAUAUACCAUUUAUUCUUCUGUAUUAACAUCACUGGUCUGGUGUCUUGAGUUAUCCUCCAACUCCUUGCAUGUUAAGUUAACACAGUGCAUGAUGAACCUCACAUAGUCAACAUGUGCUGCCUUCUGUAAUCUCUGUAUGAAAUUAUAUUGCUUCUGGCCUUUCUAACAAUUUGAAAUCACUGAGGUCAAAACAGGAAAUAUAUAUCUUAAUUUAGCAGUCCCCGUUGGCAGACAGACCGUCACAAUGAUGACAGUGUAUAGUCUACAGUACCGUACAGGCCAGAGUCCUGUAGGAUAGCCAGGGGACUUUCAACACUUAUCUGUGUUUGUCUAGGUUAGUCCCUCUGACCCCGUGUGCAUGACCCCAUUCCCCACCCAUCAGUUGUGACUCAGAUAUGGGUUAUCAGAACUUUACAUGUUACAGCUUGAAAUAUCAAAUAAAGCUAGAAUCCUUAAUUCAAACAAUAACAGCUGUCACCCCAAGCUGAGGGAUUGGAAAAAUGUAACCACUGACAGAACCACCAGACAUGGAUGCAAGGACUGACCAUCCAUGAUAUAAAAAUAGUUUUAACCAUGUUUUUAGGCUUUAGUGUUUGUUUACAUUAACAUUGUUUACAAACAUUGGAGUAAAACAAGCUUGUAUUUUGGGUUCUGAUGGGGUAAGACUGUUGAAAUAAGCUCAUGAGUCAUAAGUUACAUUUUCUAAAAUCAAUGAGUUUAUAUCAUUCAUUUAUAAGACCAGAAUUCCAGCUUUGAAGAACUGUAUAGUUACCGUGUUAUGAUUAAAGUGUUCUGUAACCCCCCUUUUUCCUUUCUGUUUUAGAAUGAAGUAAAACGUAUUGAUUUUACUGAAGCUUUUCAUUCUUUUACUGUAAGUCUUCAUUUGCCUCGUUUGCUAUUUUCGUUCAGUUAUUUGCAAUUCUUGCUUAUUGCUUAUCAUUUUCAAAUGUAAUAUCUUUAGGUAUAAUAUAUACAUAUUUAUUUUAAAUUCCUGCUUCAUAGUGGUAUUUCUUCAUUAAGUUAAAGAAUUUUGAGUCAGGUGGUUUUGUGCACUGACAUUAAUGAAUGAUUUAUCCACAAUUAGUUUAUUAUAUACCGUUGCAUUUCCAAUUUAGUUGUAAAUAUAUAGAAAUGUUGUUUUCAUGGUAGAAUUCUGCUUUGUCAUUUACAAAAUGUCCUCCCCUUUCCCUCUUCAGACUGCAAAAGAUGAAACGGCCUACACUCAAGUCAGCGACAAACCAGAGGUUGAACCAUCAGAAAACAACUAUACCAGCCAGCCAAUGAGGAACGGCUCCUACAUUGCCAUGUCUCCCGUGGAGGCUCAGAAGUGUUGAUGCAGGCUGCAUUGUGUGGAGAGGGUCAGGCGGAGCAGCUUGGGCGUGGUAUUAUAACCAAGGCGGGGUUUCGCAGUGCGGCCAGGGUCUUUCACUUUUGGGGAACAACCCCAAUAAAUGUCCAUGUCUAUCAAGAUGUUGCUCCUCUUCUCAAUGACGCUCUUGACUAUCCUACUAUCCUGCUGAGCAUGGCCUUUCUGCCUGCCAUAGUGCAAAACAACAACUCCUGUCUACUAUUACUACUACUGUCACUUCUGUCUGUUCUGUUGGGCUCAGUGCUGGGUUCAUGAAGGAACACCUGGACAACCAGGACAUAAGCUGUUUUGAGUAUUUUCUGCUCUUUGAGGGAAUAAGUAUCAAAUUAGGCAGUAUUUUCACUGAUCAAUAACAACCACUGAGCAGCCUCUAUCAGCCUUACACUGACGGAUGGGUAGUAUUCACCUGAUUAAUGAAGACUAGAGGGUCCUGAAACAUUUCUUUGUAUCAGUGUUUGUGAGGUCACCUCCAAAACAAGCCAACAGAUUAAAACAUUUGGUCGUUUUCCCUCCCUCCCUGUGAAUUUUCACUGACUCAGACUAUAAGUGGUUUUGCUAAUAAAACUGUACUUAUUUAGCAUAUCCUUUUUGUAGAAAAAAGAAAUGGACUAUUUAUAGCAUAUUUUGUCUUUUCCUGGGAUGAAUCCGUCAGUGCACACACCCAAGUUAUCAAAUAGAAUGUGUGACAGUUUGUGUGUGCAUGUCUUACCAUGCAGUAUCCUGUUUUCAUUGGGCUAUGGGUGACUCUUUUUCUUGAUGCAUGCUCAGUGUAGUAUGACAACUGAGAUACUAGACAUUUAGAAAAAAAAAUCCUUUCCCUUCACCUUUUUCUCCAACACUAGUUUAAGACAGAAUCUUUUGAAACCUUGACAUUUCCUCAGAUAAGGCAUUAGUAAAUAGCUGCUUUCCCAUUAAGGAUUGUUUGGGGAUGUUACCUAUAGCCAAAUUAGAUAUGCCCUAAGCUUUCAUCUCAUAUUCAAAUUGUAAGAGAAAAAAAACAUACCCACAAAACUUACAAAGGAGACCUUAACCUACUUUCUGUCUUACAAUUUUCAGUGUGUUUCUUUGUUGAUAUGGUAAAAAGCUGCAUAUCUUAGUAGUUGUACAUAUGUAAUGGGGAAAUGUCUGGCUACCGCUGACCUAAUCCAGCAAGUAGUCACAAUUUUUUAACAUCAGUGUCGACCCACUUUGUGUGUCUGCAUCGAUACUUAGAAAGCACAAUUUGGAUUGCUAGUACAGUCCUUAUAACAAGGUGACCAGGUUUUCACAUAAAGACGAAACCCUGUUAGAAACACAGACGGGUGUGCUGUAAAGAAACCACAGGUGAAUUGUAGAAUAAACAGUUGUGCCCUGCGCACCGCUUCUGUUGUGCAUGUUAUGUCGAACAGAGUCAACUGGCUUGCCAAGGAGCUGUAGGUAUUCAGACAAAUGUGGCACUUCAAUCACUCUCUGUCUGAUAUUUUGAUAUGUUUUUGGGCUGUCAUUGGUCACUAGUCUCUGUGUUGUGUCAAGCCUUUUGGCAGUUGCUUCUGGAAAAAAUGAACUAAGGCCAUAAUACUGUCAACUUGAAAAUUCCUGCACUUUCCCCAAAAAAAGAAAACGUGCCCUGUAUUUUGGGGUUGUGUUAUGUAAAAUGCAAGGGUCCUUCUGUGCAUUUCAGUAGUUUGCCCCAGGGGUGUUUUUCAAUGUGGCUCCUGAGGUGUUAUUCUAGUUGGACACUUUGCCUUUGUUACUUGCUUUUCAGUACAUUGAUAUUAUUAUUUUUUUGUAUCUAUUAUUGCUGCUAAUAAUUGCAUUAACCUAUGGACUUGUAUUUUUCUAUGGAUGAGCCAUCCAUGCUCAUAUAUUCUGUUUAAGGUUGUUCCAACAGAAACCAGUAUCAUCUCUUUUGAAUUGCUAUGUCUGGUCUCUGAAGCAAGUCUUUAAAUGUUGAAGAAUAUUUGAGCAGGAUUCAAUGCCCAAAGCUUGCUGUCAUUUACUGGAAUUAACAGAUAACUAAAGAUCGCAACAUUGUAACAUCAUAUAUCAUGUUUUUUUAACCACUUCUGUUAACUGAUGAUGAUUCGAUCUGUUGUCAUUGUGGCUGAGGAAUUGUCCAUAUUAGGAUGAUUUAGAUAUUUGUAAUACUUGUUUCUGUGGGUGAUUUAUAGAUAGGGUUUGUAAAACUGGAAACUAUGUCUGUGGAGUUCUAGAUGGAUGCCCUAGUAAACAACGUUUUUUUUUUUUUUUUUUUCAAGCAUGAUUUUGGUUGUGCAAUUAAGGACGUCUGUCAGACAUGGCUUUGGGGAUAUACUCUGAAACGUUGGUCCUGGUUAUAUUAUAUAUCAAGGACCUAUAAACAGUAGGCCUUUUCGGCUCCAUCUAUAUACAAGCAAUCAUGGCCGUGUGCAAUUAUUGCUGU